This is a messenger RNA of Miniopterus natalensis, 2777 nucleotides long. NCBI's taxonomy places the organism in Eukaryota, Metazoa, Chordata, Mammalia, Chiroptera, Miniopteridae. The record is from RefSeq and is a predicted model, not a curated record.
UCUCACGCCUUUCUCCAAAGCCCAGCACUGGAGGCCAAUGAAAGGGGAAUUUCCAGUGUGAGAACUGUCAUGUGUCCAGCUGUGUAAUGCUGGGUCGCUGUGCAUGUGCCUCAAUUUCAUGUUUUCCUUUCAGGUGGGUCUGUUGGACCUGGAACUCAAUCAGCUGACCAAAGCACUGUUCCUGGCGUUAGUGGCUCUCUCAGUUGUCAUGGUAACCCUGCAAGGAUUUGUAGGCCCCUGGUACCGCAAUCUCUUUCGAUUCCUCCUCCUGUUUUCCUACAUCAUUCCCAUCAGUUUGCGUGUGAACUUGGACAUGGGCAAAGCAGCAUACGGGUGGAUGGUGAUGAGGGAUGAAAACAUCCCCGGCACAGUGGUCCGGACCAGCACCAUCCCGGAGGAGCUGGGCCGCCUGGUGUACCUGCUCACGGAUAAGACAGGAACUCUCACCCAGAACGAAAUGGUAUUUAAGCGGCUGCAUCUGGGCACUGUGUCCUAUGGGACAGACACGAUGGAUGAGAUCCAGAGCCACGUCAGGAGCUCCUAUGCACAGCUGCACUCUCAGGCCAGUGGGAACACCACCAGUUCAACUCCACCAAGGAAAGCCCAGGCUUCGGGCCCCAAGGUUAGGAAAAGUGUGAGCAGCCGCGUCCACGAAGCGGUGACUGCCAUUGCACUGUGCCACAACGUGACGCCGGUGUACGAGUCUCGCGCCAGCACGACCGGGGAGACCGAGUACGCGGAGGUGGACCAGGAUUUCAGCGACGAGAACCGCACCUACCAGGCCUCCAGCCCCGACGAGGUGGCCCUGGUGCAGUGGACGGAGAGCGUCGGCCUCACCCUGGUCAACAGAGACCUCACAUCCAUGCAGCUGAGGACGCCUGGUGGCCAGAUCCUGACCUACUGCGUGCUGCAGAUGUUCCCUUUCACGUCCGAGGGCAAGCGCAUGGGCAUCAUCGUCAGGGACGAGUCCACGGCUGAAAUCACCUUCUACAUGAAAGGUGCCGACGCCGUCAUGUCCACCAUCGUCCAGUACAACGACUGGCUGGAGGAGGAGUGCGGAAACAUGGCCCGGGAAGGCCUGCGCACCCUCGUGGUCGCGAAGAGGGCGCUUACGGAGGAGCAGUACCAGGACUUCGAGAGCCGCUACCUGCAGGCGAAGCUGAGUGUGCACGACCGGGCGCUGAAGGUGGCUGCGGUGGUGGAGAGCCUGGAGCGGGAGAUGCAGCUGCUGUGCCUGACGGGCGUGGAGGACCGGCUGCAGGCGGACGUGCGGCCCACCCUGGAGAUGCUGCGCAACGCGGGCAUCAAGGUAUGGAUGCUAACAGGCGAUAAGCUCGAGACAGCCACCUGCAUCGCCAAGAGCUCACACUUGGUGUCGAGAACACAGGACAUUCACGUCUUCAGACCCGUGGCCAGUCGAGGGGAGGCCCAUCUGGAGCUGAACGCCUUCCGAAGGAAGCAUGACUGUGCGCUGGUCAUAUCCGGGGACUCCCUGGAGGUGUGUCUGCGGUACUACGAGCAUGAGCUCGUGGAGCUGGCCUGCCAGUGCCCGGCCGUGGUGUGCUGCCGCUGCUCGCCCACGCAGAAGGCCCGCAUCGUGAAGCUGCUGCAGCAGCACACGCGCAAGCGCACCUGCGCCAUAGGUGAUGGAGGAAACGACGUGAGCAUGAUCCAGGCCGCCGACUGUGGGAUCGGGAUCGAGGGCAAGGAGGGGAAGGCAGCCUCGCUGGCGGCGGACUUCUCCAUCACACAGUUCAAGCAUAUCGGCCGGCUGCUCAUGGUGCAUGGGCGGAGCAGCUACAAGAGGUCGGCGGCCCUGGGCCAGUUCGUCAUGCACAGGGGCCUCGUCAUCUCCACCAUGCAGGCUGUGUUCUCCUCCGUCUGCUACUUCGCGUCAGUCCCACUGUAUCAGGGCUUCCUCAUGGUGGGGUAUGCAACCAUCUACACCAUGUUCCCCGUGUUCUCGCUGGUGCUGGACCAGGAUGUGAAACCGGACAUGGCCAUGCUGUACCCCGAGCUCUACAAGGACCUCACCAAGGGCCGGUCCUUGUCCUUCAAGACCUUCCUCGUCUGGGUGCUGGUCAGCAUUUACCAAGGCGGCAUCCUCAUGUAUGGGGCGCUGGUGCUCUUUGAGUCUGAGUUUGUCCAUGUCGUGGCCAUCUCAUUCACGGCCCUCAUCCUCACCGAGUUGCUGAUGGUGGCUCUGACGGUCCGGACGUGGCACUGGCUGAUGGUCGUGGCCGAGUUCCUCAGCCUCGGCUGCUACGUGGCCUCGCUCGCUUUUCUCAAUGAAUAUUUUGACCUCGCCUUCAUCACCACGGCGACCUUCAUGUGGAAGGUGUCGGCCAUCACCGUGGUCAGCUGCCUCCCGCUCUACGUCCUCAAGUACUUGAAGCGCAAGCUGUCCCCGCCCAGCUACUCCAAGCUGACCUCCUAGCGCCCCGCCGCCCCUGGACCGCCCGGUUUCCCUGGAGAAGCCCGGCCCUCCCGGCGCUGGACUCCCGCGGCCGCGCCGCACGGAGCCUGUUUACCUGCAGUCCCCCGGCGCCCGGGGCGGCGGCGCCGCAGACACUCCUGCUUAACUCAAUAAACCAGAUGCUGAAGCCGCGGGUGUCCUGCGGCUCCGGACCGUGCGCCCGCGGGGUGCCCCGCGUCCCCCCUCCGGCCCGCGCCGCUGCUCAGUCCAGCGGGGGAACUGAGGGCGUUUCUGCGCCGCGUCCUGGGGCGGGCAGGGGGUCCCCAGGGCACCGCUUCUGAGGUUCUCACGCGGGACGUCA